Molecule: messenger RNA, 2256 nt
Organism: Pipistrellus nathusii (Nathusius's pipistrelle)
Lineage: Eukaryota; Metazoa; Chordata; Mammalia; Chiroptera; Vespertilionidae
Source: the annotation of a GenBank genome assembly
AUGUCCGCCGCUGCGGGUGCUCGGGACCGCGACUCUUCAGGUGGUUCAAACUUGGACAGUUUGAGGCCAAAUGGGAAAGGCCUGUUUGUGGACCAAAGCUCCCGGGGUCAGGAUAAACCAGAUAACUUGCUUCCAAGACAGACUAAAUCCAAGUCGGAAAUUACCGACAUGGUUCGCUCUUCCACUAUCACAGUCUCAGACAAGGCUCACAUUUUGUCGAUGCACAAGUUUGGGCUACGAGAAACACUGGUGAAAUCACAUCUGAUGCAGAAAGAGGAGGAUUAUACCUAUAUCCAGAACUUCAGGUUUUUUGUGGGAACGUACAAUGUGAAUGGACAGUCCCCCAAAGAAUGCCUUCGGCCUUGGCUAAGUCAUGGUAUCCAGGCCCCAGAUGUAUACUGUGUAGGGUUCCAGGAGCUUGAUCUGAGUAAGGAGGCCUUUUUCUUCCAUGACACCCCGAAGGAGGAAGAGUGGUUUAAAGCUGUAUCAGAGAGUCUUCAUCCAGAUGCCAAGUAUGCAAAGGUGAAAUUCAUCCGACUGGUUGGGAUUAUGCUGCUAUUAUAUGUCAAACAGGAACAUGCAGCACACAUCUCAGACGUGGAAGCUGAGACCGUGGGGACGGGCAUCAUGGGGAGGAUGGGCAACAAAGGAGGAGUGGCCAUCAGGUUCCAGUUCCACACCACCAGCAUCUGCGUCGUGAACUCGCACCUGGCAGCCCACACAGAAGAGUACGAGAGGAGGAACCAGGACUUUAAAGACAUCUGCUCUCGGAUGCAGUUUUGUCAGGUUGACCCGAGCCUUCCCCCUCUCACCAUCGGCAAGCACGAUGUGAUCUUGUGGCUGGGGGACCUCAACUAUAGGAUAGAAGAGUUGGAUAUGGAAAAAGUGAAAAAGCUCAUCGAAGAGAAGGACUUUCAAACCCUGUAUGCUUAUGACCAGCUGAAAGCUCAGAUGGCUGCAAAGGCAGUCUUUGAAGGCUUCACAGAAGGUGAACUCACGUUCCAGCCUACCUAUAAAUAUGAUACUGGCUCCGACGAGUGGGAUACCAGUGAGAAGUGUCGCGCUCCUGCCUGGUGUGACCGGAUCCUCUGGAAAGGGAAGAACAUUACUCAGCUGAGUUACCAGAGCCACAUGGCCCUGAAGACCAGUGACCACAAGCCUGUCAGCUCCGAGUUUGACAUUGGGGUGAGGCUUAAAGAUGAAGAGCUUUACCGGAAGGCUCUGGAGGAGAUUGUUCGAUCCCUGGACAAGAUGGAAAAUGCCAACAUUCCUUCUGUGUCGCUCUCCCGGCUGGAGUUCUGUUUUCAGAAUGUGAAGUACAUGCAAUUGCAAGUGGAAUCCUUUACAAUUCAUAAUGGACAAGUACCCUGUCAGUUUGAAUUCAUCAACAAGCCUGAUGAAGAGUCUUACUGUAAGCCGUGGCUGAAUGCCAAGCCCAGCAAAGGGUUCCUCCUGCCAGAUUCGGCCGUUGAGAUUGACUUGGAGAUAUUUGUAAGUAAGACCAUGGCUACAAAGCUCAACUCUGGUGAAGACAAAAUUGAGGACAUUCUUGUUUUGCACUUGGAGAGGGGAAAGGAUUACUUUUUGUCUGUGUCUGGGAACUACGUGCCCAGCUGUUUCGGAUCUCCCAUUCAUACACUGUGCUACAUGAGGGAGCCGAUCUCUGACCUGCCGCUUGAAACUGUGAGAGAGCUGACUCUGAUGCCACUCUGGAAUGAAGAUGAUGGCAGCCAGCUGGAGAACCCCAUGGAAAUCCCCAAAGAGCUCUGGAUGAUGGUUGACUUCCUGCACCGAUAUGCUGCCCAGGAGGAGGAUCUGUUUCAACAGCCAGGCCGAAGGUUGGAAUUUGAGCAAAUCAGGGACUGUUUGGAUACUGGAAUGAUUGAUAACCUUGAUACCCUCUCCCUUAGCAACCACUCCGUAGCCGAAGCCUUGCUGCUUUUCCUGGAGAGCCUGCCAGAGCCCGUCAUCUGCUACAGCGCCUACCAUAACUGCUUGGAGUGUUCUGGAAACUACACAGCCAGUAAACAGGUCAUUUCUACUCUCCCCACAUUCCACAAAAAUGUCUUCCACUACUUGCUGGCGUUUUUGCGAGAGUUGCUGAAAAAUUCAAAAAAAAAUCAUUUGGAUGAGAAUAUUCUAGCUAGCAUAUUUGGCAGCUUAUUGCUUCGAAACCCAGCUGGUCAACAGAAGCUUGAAAUGGCAGAGAAGAAGGCUCAAGAAUUUAUUCACCAGUUCCUCUGCAACUCACCCUGA